AUGAAGGGGAGGAGGAGCCGUCACCACUUGGGCACCGGCGGCAGCCACCAGCUGGUGUCGGACGACGAGUCGGGGCACGCCUCGGACUCGUCCCCCAAAGAGCAAGAUCGCUUCCUGCCCGUCGCCAACGUGAGCCGCAUCAUGAAGCGGUCGCUGCCGGCCAACGCCAAGAUCUCCAAGGAGGCCAAGGAGACGGUGCAGGAGUGCGUGUCGGAGUUCAUCAGUUUCAUCACCGGGGAGGCCUCCGACAAGUGCCAGCGCGAGAAGCGGAAGACCAUCAACGGCGACGACCUCCUAUGGGCCAUGACCACGCUCGGCUUCGACAGCUACGUCGGCCCCCUCAAGGCCUACCUCAACAAGUACCGAGAGACGGAGGGGGAGAAGAACCUCAUGGCCCGCCACGGCGAGCCCCCCUCCAAUGAUCCCGACGACGCCUCCCCCGCCAUCCCUUCCUUCGCCGCGUCCGGAUUCUACUCCGUCGGCGAAGCCUGGGAUCAACGAAAGAAGUAGAACACACUGCUCUCUCUCUCUCUCUCUCCAUGUGUGCAGCUCUCUGCAUUCCCCAGCCGCAGAAGCUUUACUCUCGUCUUGCUUCCUUACCUUACCAAUGGUAGUAGUAGUAGUAGUAUUGCUUUACUGCAGCCUCUCGCAUGGAGAUGCCGGUUGUGUCGCUGUACAUUUAUACGGUGGCGAGGCCCCCACGGGAGGGGGGAUUGCUACGUGGUACGCACCCCUUGUUGACGACUGGCCAUAUUCCACUAAUCAUUGGGAUUCUCUUGCACCA
This is a messenger RNA of Musa acuminata AAA Group (dessert banana), 784 nucleotides long. Its product is annotated as nuclear transcription factor Y subunit B-3. Bases 1 to 510 code for a protein of 169 amino acids. The transcript has a single exon. The record is from RefSeq and is a predicted model, not a curated record. NCBI's taxonomy places the organism in Eukaryota, Viridiplantae, Streptophyta, Magnoliopsida, Zingiberales, Musaceae. Gene Ontology annotation, molecular function: RNA polymerase II cis-regulatory region sequence-specific DNA binding; DNA-binding transcription activator activity, RNA polymerase II-specific; protein heterodimerization activity. Gene Ontology annotation, biological process: regulation of transcription by RNA polymerase II. Gene Ontology annotation, cellular component: CCAAT-binding factor complex; nucleus.